Molecule: messenger RNA, 2670 nt
Organism: Neoarius graeffei (lesser salmon catfish)
Lineage: Eukaryota; Metazoa; Chordata; Actinopteri; Siluriformes; Ariidae
Gene: minar1
Product: membrane integral NOTCH2 associated receptor 1
Exons: 3
Coding region: 1-2670 (889 amino acids)
Biological process (GO): negative regulation of cell population proliferation; negative regulation of TOR signaling
Cellular component (GO): plasma membrane
Source: RefSeq, a predicted model, not a curated record
AUGGAUGCAGUGCCAGAAUACUCGAUUUUCCUUGUCAGGAUUUUGGAGGAACUAGACACCAAGUACAGCACUGUGUCAUAUCAGGAUCUGUGUAAGUCUCUGUGUGCUCGUUUUGACCUGGUUCAUCUGGCAAAACUGAGGAGCUUGCUUUUCUACACAGCAUGUUUGGAUCCGAGUUUUCCUGCCACUUUAUUUAAGGACAAAAUGAGGUGUUCGGUGGAAGAUCAGCAGUCUAAGAAGCUCAUGGUAGCUGCGGACAUUGUGACCAUGUUCAACCUCAUCCAGAUGAAUGGUGGGAUGGCCAAAGACAAGUUGCCAGUUAGUCGGAAACCCAAGUUUCAUAAAAACCAAUCCUUUGAGUCUUGCAGGUCUGAUACAGAAGUGUAUAAAUACAACGAGUGUGAAAGUGUGUAUGGUCACACAGACAGAAGGGGUCAUCGUGCUUCUCGGAACUCACCCUGUCCCAAAUCUGAGUGCAACAGCUGUCAACCAUUUAUACCAGCUUCAGAGCCCAAUUUUCUCCUGGGAGUCAACAAGGAUCUCAAAUGUAGAGCAGCAUCGCUGGAUAAGCUGCAGCAUCUGCCUCAGUAUGCCAGUGCCAGUCCUCCUUCAUGUGAGAUGCAGAGCACCUACUUCCCGAUGGACAUCGACAGCGAGUCCACUACCGACCACGACUCACUGCACAUCAACCCAGGCGGUAAGGAUGUUUUUCUGCCUAAUUCAGAGUCUUUCGCUGUACACUCGUGUGUGCAAAAGCGGAAUAUUUUCAAGGAGGACUUUCACAACCUUGUUGCCUUUUCGCCCCAUGUCAUCUCUGCAGAGUCUAAAGCCAGUGCCAGAGACAGUGGAGAUUACCACAGGAGGGAACUGCACAAGCCACCGACUUUCUUUAAUCACAGUUUUGAGUUGCCAUAUAGCAACCCUUAUUUCGAGCCGGUCAACUCACCUAUACAAAGCAAAGGGCGAGUGAAGCACGAGAGUCUAGACGACUUGCAGGCAUCCACAUAUUUUGGUCCAACAACAAUCACUGAGUGUGUGAACACCAAGAGGACUUCUGGGAAGCAAAACAGGCAACCUGCCUGGCCUGUCAAGAGCUUAAGCCUGAACGCAGAUGAAGGCUCUGAAUUUGAGAGAUCCUUUUUAAACCAGAAGGUGCCAGUAGAUAAUCACCGCCAUAUCAGCAUGAUGGACAACGAUCAGCACUUCCAGUGUGCCAAAGAGAAGCCCACAGCCUCUCCGUCAGGCUUCUCCAAGAAGUCUAGUGGACCAAAGAUGAAAGAGAUGGCCUCUGUUGGUUGUGGUCCGAGUUCUGAAAAGAGAGAAGGAGGAAAGAGAUAUAAAGACAAGAGCAUCAAUUGUCCAUCGCUCCAGACUGCUAAUGUAGACAAUGGUCUUAGUGUCGGGACUCAGACUGACCAGUCAGAACAGAGGAAGCGGAAAGAUUACAGCAUGCACAAGUAUGCGGAGAGGCCACCUUUUAAACACAGAGACGAAGAGUGUGAAAUCAUAAGUGAUGACAUUAGUGACAUAUUUCGCUUUCUGGAUGAUAUGAGCAUAUGCGAGUCUAUUGGGGUACCCCAGUCAUCCUGUUACAACAGUAACGGCUCGCUCUCUCACGUGACAAAGUCAGAUGGUGAUAGCUCACCUGAACGCAACACGAUCAAACUUGGCAAGUCUGCUAGCAAGCUAGACCAUCUAUUCCACUCUCUAGAGAACACCGACGAUGAGCUCAAAGCGAGUGUAUGCAAGCUGGUCCUUCGGAUUGGUGAAAUCGAGAAGAAGCUUGAAUCCCUUUCAGGAGUGCGUGGGGAGAUUUCACAGGUCCUGUCCAAGCUCACCAAGCUGGAUGAGAAGAUCCAAGAGCCAGAAGCAAAUGGGAAAGCUAGUGAUGGUGGCAUAGCCCAGAUUCAGACAGAUGUGAACCUUUCACCACACAUGUUCCAGUGCCACACCACAGGUCACAAUGUCAAAGUGGACACAAACACAGACUGGUGCUGCUCAGAUGCGAGUGGAAGUGAAAGCCUGAGGGUGAAGGCAUUAAAGAAGAGCAUGUUCACUCGCAGGUCUUCCAGAUCACUGACAGAGGAGAACAGUGCUACUGAGUCCAAGGUGGCCAGCAUCACCAAUUCUCCUCGAGACUGGAGAACUGUCUCCUAUUCAAGCUAUCCAGGAGAAGAUAUGAAAGAGAAGGACAGGUAUGGCGAAGGCAAGGACAGACACAGGAAAGCCAAAGAGACAGAUCGACAGUAUGACCCUCACCAGGCCCACCGGUCAUCCAAGGUCCCGAAGGACUCAUACCUGGUGGAGCAAGUGUUCAGCCCUCACCAUUUCCCCCCCUCUGUCAAGACGCAUGUGAAGGGAAGUCCUCUCUACACAGACUUGCGUCCACAACGUCCACAACCCUCCUGGACCAUAGAGGAAUUCAAACGCAACUCAGGAGACAAGAACAAACUCAGUGUGCUGGACCUACAGACCCAGGAGUCACUCAACCCCAAUAAUCUGGAGUACUGGAUGGAGGACAUCUACACACCGGGCUAUGAUUCACUGCUGAAGCGCAAAGAGGCGGAGUUUCGGAGGGCCAAAGUUUGCAAGAUUGGUGCUCUGAUUGCUGCAGCAGCUUGCACUGUGAUACUGGUCAUCGUUGUGCCCAUUUGCACUAUGAAGUCUUGA